AUGGACGACAAUAACCGUCGACGAAGGCAGAAUGAGCCGCCAUACCCUGCUCAGGAUCCCAGAUAUGCAGCAGCAGACCAGAGUCAAGGACGUGCAAUCUCAAACGUCAUGUCGGAUAGAUAUCGGUCUGCAGCGACAGCAGGGUCACCAUCAAUCAAUCGUGGAGUUGGACCCGCCCCACCAUAUACUACUGGAUACUACCAAGAACCAACUGCAUCUUUCCCGGCAGGAAUCCCACCAACUCCCUUGCAAUACCAAUCCGCUUAUCCACCGGACCAAAGGCAACAGCCACCUUUUCCAAAUUAUAAUACCGACACAUUGUACGGUGUCACACAACAAGCUCCACAAAAUAACGUCUAUGAGUCUCAGCAAUUUCAGGCGCGGCAACCUGCAGCAAUGCAGAUGUUGUCGGACGUGGCUACGCCCUACCUCCCAAAUGACCCCAAUACUCCAGGAACUCAACAAUACGCUUCGUCAAACUCAUCUACGCCUUAUCAACAUCAUCAGCAAAGCCCAGGGAAUCGCACUACGUUAAUCCAACAAAUAUAUCCUGCAGACGUAGGACUAGGUGGGAUGCCUCAAGCACCGGAAACGGCCGAUGCUGUGGACGCCGAGAACCAGGCGCAAGGAGCGGGGGGGAUGGAAGAAGCUUACUCAGUUUACCAGACUGCUCUUAAGCAGAUCUUCAAAAACAUCAUUGAUCUUCGCCUUGCAGAAGCAAGUUCGUCUUUACUCGAAGUUUCUGAGUGGUUGCUUGGACACGUAGCAGAGCUAGGACUCACUGUAGACGAAGCUGCCCUUCAUGGCGAUCGACUUCGACUGUGGAACGAAUUCAAUGCGGCGUGGUUAAGCAUAUUCACCAGACAGCAAGAUUUUCUCGAAUCAGGCCAGCGCACACAGCCACCGCAAACACUCAUGUCCUUAGAGUUCAUUGGCAAAAUGGGGACCAACUUAACACGAUUGUGCGAUUCGGUUGAGGUAUACGGUUUGGUGGAUUAUCAAUAUGGAGUUGGCGAGGCGGAAAUCAUGAAUAUCCUCUUGAGCUGCCAAAAAAUUCAAGAAAAAUUUGAAGCAUCCGGAACUUCUGGUGCGGGCGCAUCCUCAUCGAACACCAACCCCAACGCCGGUCGAGCGCCACCUUGA
This is a messenger RNA of Sclerotinia borealis F-4128, 1143 nucleotides long. Lineage: Eukaryota; Fungi; Ascomycota; Leotiomycetes; Helotiales; Sclerotiniaceae. The record is from the annotation of a GenBank genome assembly.